This is a messenger RNA of Acanthochromis polyacanthus (spiny chromis), 4129 nucleotides long. It is a transcript of the gene ror2, whose product is annotated as receptor tyrosine kinase-like orphan receptor 2. Gene Ontology annotation, biological process: cell surface receptor protein tyrosine kinase signaling pathway; protein phosphorylation; multicellular organism development. NCBI's taxonomy places the organism in Eukaryota, Metazoa, Chordata, Actinopteri, Pomacentridae. Gene Ontology annotation, cellular component: signaling receptor complex. The record is from RefSeq and is a predicted model, not a curated record. Gene Ontology annotation, molecular function: protein binding; ATP binding; transmembrane receptor protein tyrosine kinase activity.
AGCCAGUCUGACCCGCAGCUAGAACUGUCUCUGGCGGACUGUUCAUGGGAUGAACGCAGCUUUGUUUUCCUUCGUGAAGCCGCAUCUGUCCUCCGCCUUAAUGUCGGACUACCCCGACCUGCAAAGUGCGCUUUUUGUCAACAAGUAGGAGAUAAAACUAUCAGACGCAUAUUGGCUCCCACAGUUCUAUUAGGUAGUUUUCAGUCUUAUUUAGUGUUCUCCUGAGUGAAAUCGGACGCCAUGGCCACCUUCCUGAAAAGCCUGCUUUGGAUGCUUUUCUUGUCUCCAGAUCUGAGAUGUAACGCUGAUCAAGGCCUGUCAGUGGAUAGAGAUGGUCUGGCGGAAGCUCAGAGUGGAGCUGCACCCACAGCUGAAGGUUAUUUCUUGGAGUUCCAGGAACCAGUCAACAACAUCACCCAUUUCCAGGGCCAGACAGCCACACUGCACUGCAAAGUAGCUGGAAACCCCUCGCCGUCCAUCCGGUGGCUAAAGAAUGACGCCCCAGUGGUGCAGGAACAGGGCCGCAUAACCAUCCGCAAGACAGAGGCAGGAUCCAAGCUCCGCAUCCAGGACCUAGACACAACAGACACAGGAUAUUAUCAGUGUGUUGCCUCUAACUCACUCAAAGUCAUCUCUGCCACAGGCGUCCUUUAUGUCAAACUAGGACAGAUGCCCACACGUGGCCCAGAUGAACCGUCGCAUGACAAAGGUUUCUGUCAGCCAUACCGAGGCAUUGCCUGUGCACGAUUCAUUGGUAACCAGAGCAUCUAUGUUGAGUCUCUACAGAUGCAGGGGGAGAGUGAAAACCGCAUCACUGCUGCCUUCACUAUGAUUGGCACCUCCACCCACUUAUCAGAUCAAUGCUCCAGGUUUGCCAUCCCAUCCUUCUGCUACUAUGUCUUCCCCCUGUGUGAUGAGGGCUCAAGGGGUCCUCGGCGUCGUCAGCUCUGCCGAGAUGAAUGUGAGGCCCUGGAGAAUGACCUUUGCCACGCUGAGUACACCAUUGCCAGAUCCAAUCCCAUGAUCCUGAUGCAGCUCAAGCUCCCCAGCUGCCACUUACUGCCACGACCAGGCACACCUGAUGCUUCUUCAUGUAUAAGGAUAGGAGUGCCACCAGAAAAACUGGGUUCAUAUUCACCCUCAGACAACAGCUGCUACAAUGGAAGUGGUGCUGACUAUAGGGGCACAGUCAGCUUCACUAAAUCUGGUCACCACUGCCAGCCGUGGAGCGUUCAGUACCCUCACAGUCACCACCUGUCCCGGGAGUAUCCUGAGCUUUGGGGAAGUCACAACUUCUGUCGUAAUCCAGGAGGCCAGAUGCAGGCCCCAUGGUGUUUUACGCUGGACCCUCAGGUCAGGGUGGAACUAUGUGACAUUCAACCUUGCAAGCCACCAGAAAAUCCCAGGAAGGAGAUCCUGUUCAUUCUAAUCCCUGCAAUUGCUAUUCCACUUAUCAUCGCUUGCCUCUUCUUCCUGGUUUGCAUGUGUCGCAAUAAGCAAAAGCCUCCAACUGAGACACCACCACGCUGCCAGCUCAGUAGCUCAUCCAGCCAGGACAUGGAACUGUCUCUCCUCAAUCAGCAAAAACACCAGGCCAAGCUGCGGGAGAUUAACAUGUCAGCUGUGCGAUUUACGGAAGAGCUUGGAGAGGAUCGCUUUGGCAAGGUUUACAGGGGCCACCUGUAUGGUACAGCACCUGGUGAGCAGACACAGGUGGUUGCCAUCAAGACGUUAAAAGACAAAGUUGAUGCCACUCUUUGUGAGGAAUUUCGUCAUGAAGCCACACUCCGCUUUCACCGACAGAAUCAAAAUAUUGUUUGUUUGCUUGGUGUGGUCACCAAAGAGCAGCCAAUGAGCAUGAUAUUCACCUAUUCCAGCCUCGGUGACCUGCAUGAGUAUCUGGUCAUGCGUUCUCCCAACUCAGAUAUUGGCAGCUCAGAUGAUGACAAGACAGUCAAAUCUACACUGGAGCAAGCUGAUUUCCUCCAUGUUAUCACCCAGAUUGCUGCUGGAAUGGAGUACUUAUCCAGUCACCAAAUAGUCCAUAAGGACCUUGCUGCCCGAAACAUUUUGGUCUUUGAUAAACUCAGUAUCAAAAUCCUGGAUCUGGGCCUAUUCAGAGAUGUCUACUCUGCAGAUUACUACAAUCUCAUGCAAGCAUGUCCUUUCCCUAUUCGUUGGAUGUCCCCAGAAGCUAUUACAUACUGCAAGUUCUCCACCGACUCUGACAUCUGGUCUUAUGGUGUGUUGCUGUGGGAGACGUUCAGUUACGGUCUUCAACCGUAUUGUGGCUACUCUAACCAUGAUGUGAUUGAGAUGGUGCGCAGCCACCAGCUACUCCCUUGUCCUGAUGAUUGCCCAGCCUGGAUUUAUACCCUUAUGCUGGAGUGUUGGAGUGAAUUUCCUGCCAGAAGACCUCGUUUCAAAGACAUCCAUGCGCGUCUGCGUUCCUGGGAGAGCCUGUCCGACUACAACAACUCUGCUCAGACUUCUGGUACCAGCACCAACACUACCCAGACCAGCUCUCUCAGCACCAGUCCAGUUAGUAACAUUAGCAUGUGCACAGUGAAUGCAUCACGCUAUGCCAGCCCAAAAAAGAGUUCACCAUUUCAUCAGCCUCAGUUCAUGUCAAUUAAGGGUCAAAUGCAUCGGCCAAUGGUGCCCCCACAGCUCUACAUCCCUGUCAAUGGGUAUCACCCCAUGCCAGCAUACCCAUACCUGCAGAACUUUUACCCCAUGCAAAUACCCAUGGCAAUACCCCACCAGCAGAUUCACCACCCACCACUAAUGGUUAACAAAGCUGGUUCCCACCAUAGUGGCAGUGGAUCCACAUCUACAGGCUAUGUCACCACUGCCCCUUCCAACACUUCUGUCACAGAGCGAGCAGCUUUGCUAAAUGAGGGCUCAAAGACCAAUGAUGAAGACUUGGUCGAUGAAGCAUCCAAGGAAGAGCUAAGCCAAAACAAGGACUUGUCAGUGCCUGAAACAGAAUUGCUUGGUGACAAUGAGGCUCAUCAAACUGACGAAUUGGUGAUCAAGUUGUCAGACACACAAGUGUGUGCUGUUUGAAUACAAUUUGAGCUGAAAUAUUCUAUGAGCUGUGCUUUCCUGGCAAAAAUUCAGAGAGCAGCAUGUGAAGUGAAGGCAGCAAUUUUAGAAACUGAAUGUCUUUUAUGUGUUUCAUAGGUCAUACACUUGAAUGUCAAGUCUAUCUCAUGCCUCUCAGAUCCCUGUGUCGUGAAUUAAGCGAAAUUAAUGGUACAAUUAUUCUUUACAUCUUGUUUUUAUAAUAUUGCCAUUCAGAAAAAUGUAUGUCAUUGCCGUUGCUGUGCAACACAGAUGUUUUCUUAACUUUAGAAAAGUACUUUAGGGGUUGCCUUGAUAUGCUUUUUGCCUUCUCUCAUGGUCCUAGUGUUUAAAGUUGCUGUUUAUUUUCAUUUGCCAGGACCGUUCACAAUGCCCCUAGUGCCCACUCUCCCACCUUUGAUGCCGUAUCCCCCUAUACAAGCACUGUGGGGUAGCAAUUCGGAAUGCUAGUUCAACAAAAAAUGAGAUGAUCUAUCACCCAGUUGUAUUCACUGGAAUGCAGAACCAACCCUGAGGUACUGCUAACCCAUAACAGAUUGAAGUUUUCUGUAGUGUUGGACAGGGGUUUUACUCACGUACAACUCAGCACCAAGUAAUAACAGUUUAGAGGUUAAUAUUCUGAGGUUUGUGAAAGCCACAAUAUGAAAUAAAGAAAUGUAUGAUGAAGAGAAAUGUUGUAAGAGAUUUGACUUAAACUAUGAGUAACUUCUUGAGUAAUUCUCACUUUGAUGCAUUUUGGAGCUUUACUCUAUAAAUCGAAAAAAAAUAAGAACAAAGAAUUUUCGGGAUAAUGACAAAGGAUUGAUUCUACGGGACAUUUUUUUACAUGUGAUUGGUACUUUUAACAUUCCCUUUGGUAACCAAGUUAUAUAGAUUUUUAAUUUAUAUUUUAUUUGUAAAAUUGCCAAGUUUGUUAAUAGAAUGUCUUCUCCAUGAUGUUUCCUUUUUUCAAGCAGUUUUUUGCUUGCCACAUAUUGGAAUAUCAAAUAAAGUCUUAUAAAUAAAGUUUUCUAUUUCCCUCAUGUAGAGAGCUUACUAAGAA